UUGCGUCCCAAACAAAGUGUCACAAAGAGCUCGGCCCGCGGCAGCAGCGGAGGCGGCUGUAACUCAGCUUUUGUUCUCCUGGCCGGGGGUAGCUGAGCCUUGGCCUCCCUAUCUCCCAACCCUGCCCCCCAUCAUCCUUCUGGCUUAUCUUCCUGGGGAGGGGUCUGAGGUGCUGCUGGAAAAACCUCUCGGGCAGGAUUGCAGGUCCUACCCUACUUAGCAAUCUAUUUCUGGGAGGGGGAUUUUCCCAGAGGCUCCCUUGGUCACCCCUACGUCCCAGUCUGAGGACUGAGGCUCACGUGGGUGCUAAUACUGACUUUUCUAGGGUCAGCUCUACUUAAGGGGACUUAGGGCUGUCUACAUGACCCCCGUUCCCAAACCCAGGUCCUCCAGAACUUUCAAAAUCAAAAUCGGGGUUGCGUUAGGACAUGCCUCUGGGAUAAGAUUCCCCAUGGUGGGAUGGCAGCAGGUGAGCAGGUGUGCCUUCCUCUUGCUUCCUGCUGUACCUUUGGAGUCCAUGGCUGAGGUUCCAUGUCUCCAACUCAGGAGAGUGAGGACACAGGGAAGGAGGCUUUACCAAGAACUCAGUCUAAAAAGGCUGGCGAGCUGCAGAGUGGAGUGGGUUUGGAGGAGCUAUCUGAGCAGUGAGGUUCAGAGGGCCAUGGAGAGGAGACCAUAAAAGUGAACUACUGGUGUGUGUGUGUGAUCAAGGUAGUCUUGACUGUAGACCGCCCUAGAAGCUCCCUUUGCUUUUAACCCCAUCUAGUGCAGUGGUAAUCAUAAUUGUUAGCAGAUUCGGGAGGUGUAGGAUUCUCAAGAGGGAAAACUGUUGUGUUAGAGGUGACCAGAGGCAGUUACAACUGGACCCCAGAAGUCCUGAACCCUUGCUCCUUACACUUUGACCCUAAAAACUUUUGAAUCACAAGACUUGAGGGACAGUCUUUGUGUUCCAUUUAGCAAAUACUUCUAUGUACCUGUCCUUGUUGUUUCUAAGUCUUUUCACCAACCAUUCCAUCCUUCUCUACUGAAUAAGGUUUAGUGAUCCACACCCACUUCCCUACCAGCUGCCCCAGCAUGUAAGGAUAAUUGGCCUGUUGCUUUCGAAAGGUUUCUGAUACCUAUCCCUGGCCCUUCAUCCUUACAGAAUCCAAAUAAGGGCAAGAUAACCCCUGAUUCCCAGUGGGGGUGGAAAGUAGGUCAGUGCUGCUGUCUGGCCAAGUCUCGGGAUGGUGUUUAAGGCCUGACUAUAGAAAACUCUGUGAUUAUUGUCCAGGGCAAUAUAUGCAUGACCUCGGUUCCAAGGCAGUUCAUAGUAUCCCAGUCCCUGUCAGUUCUUUCCCCUACUGAGAAAAAAUCAUGGGAUCAGGUAUCUGGAACCUGGUUUGAUAUGGAGAUGAUUCAGGAGAUCUUGAUUGGGCCUAGGAAGGUAUCUCAGUGAGUUUUGUUGAUUUUAGGCCACCUUCUGGGGAAACUUUCCCUGCUGGGGAAUUCAGCUUCAGUUUGGGCCUUCUUGUAUAUCACUCUAUUUCUGUUCUGGAAACUGCUAUGUGCAAAGUGGUUUAUUGUUGUUUUGUUUUGGGAUAGGAAGCUUUGCCCUAUUCCCACUCUUUUUGCCUCAGAUAUGAGGCCAGCUUCCUAUGAGAUUUUGCUGGCUAUCCUACAGACAGUUUUAUGGGCCCUAGAAUCUUCUCAGAAUGAGAGUAUGUGCCCAUAGGUUAGUCAGCUAUGACCAUGCAGUAUUCCCAGCCCCCCCGCCUCCACCAUCUGCUUCCUCUGAAUAUACCAGAUUGGCUGUACACCAGGAUGUUCCGGGAAUCCCCAGGAGAGCAACAGAAUGUGAUGGACCCAAAUAUGAUGCCUCAGUAACUCAUUCCAGGAUGUACAAACUGUAACUGUCAGGAUGCUCCUUAUAGCUAAUUAAAAUUCUUCUAGUUACAUCUAUUUUCUAUUAGCUCUUUCUAUUUUCAGUGACAUCUAAAAGGCCAAAAUAAUCCCUCUGGUACCACUGGGUUUUUUUCUAUGGUUUUCAGAUAGGAACGAAAAAAAAAAUGCUCUAGCUUUUCUGUGUUGUAUCUGUGAUGCUAAAAUGGCAAAGAGCCCCUCUAGCACCUCAUAGCUCUAUCUAUGGUACUGAGGUGGCCCAAGUGGCUUCUGUGGUAGCCCACUGCACUCUCCAUGGUACUGAAGGGAUGACCAUUUGUUUUAACAUCUCUCUGGGGUCCAAAAGAGUUCUAUGACUUAGAACCACAAAUUUUUUUGAGCAGGAAGGGACUAACAAUAUAAAUUAGUCCAAUCCCCUUAUUUUACUGAUGAGUAAACUGGGAGGUUAAGUGAUUUAGUAAGGGUUGUAGGGUUAUCAAUGUUCAGACUAGGCCUACAAUAGCCUUGUACCCCUCAGUCCUAUUCUAAUUCACCUUCUGUGGCACUAUUCAAUAAGCCUAGCUAGGCUCUUAGUCCCAGGAAAGGAUCCAGAGGAUGAGAGUGGGUGCCCUAAUUUGAAGCUACAGAAAUACACAUAUUAAGUGAUAGUGGAGGUCGUCUGGUGACCCUUGGACAAGGACACUUUGUUAAUUAUAAUAACUGCUAAUAAUAAUCCUAUAGCCCCGAUUCCACAUGUAACAGGUACCUGCCCCUUCAUGGAGUUUUACCACAUCCACUAAAUGUCAAAAAUUAAAGAAGCCUUGGACCUCCAGAGCCUUUUCUCUCUGCUGACAGGCAGGUUGACUCCUGGCCCAGUUCUUUUCUAUUAAAGAUCCUUAGGCAAAGUAGUGCUUGCAUCUUUUUCUUUCUCAGUAACCCAUUUCAGUUUCGUGAUGCCUAUUGUAAGGAAGUUCUUUAUAUCUCAAAUAUUCUUUCUUAGACAAAAAAAAAAAUAUGGUUAGGCCCACAUUCAUUUAGCCUUGACCAGAUACCGUUCUCUGUAUGAGGCAGAAAGGUAGACUAGAUGACUCCUGGUCAUCUUCCCAGGCCUAUUUCCAUGAAUCUUGAUUCUGGGGUUUCUUCUAAGUCCUCAUGCUAAACUCCUCUGCAGCUUAGGAUCAGCACCCCCCACCCCCCCCAUCCUCUUCCUCUCAAUGAUCUCCUUCCCCAGCACUGGAGCUCUGCAAGUCCCAGGCCUAGGGAAUUUUAGCCUGGAGAAUUUUAACCCCUUCCUGCUCAGAGCAUGUGCUGAGUCCCUAUCUGUGCAGAUGGCCCAGCCCCGCCCCCCGUCCCUCACUCCAGCCUCUUGAGCUCAGAGCCAGUGUAAUCCUCCUCUUGUGUGAGGGAGCCUCUCCCCUGCAGAGAGGAGGAAAGCCUGCCUCGGAACAGCCCUGGACAAAGGGGCUCAGAUGCCCCAUCAUACUGCAGGCUCCAAGGUUUGAAACAAGGGGAUGAAUCCUAUACGGUAUUUGCAGUUUUUAGCCCCUUCCCCAGGCUAGCUGUGCCCCUUAACUUCCACUCCUCCCCCAACUCUCUCUUCAUUCCCUCUCCCUCUGGCUCCCUCCCCCUCAUGCCCCUCCCCCUCUGUCUGUCUUCAGACUCUGCUGCUGGGAGGUGUUUCUCUCCCAUGCAUGAAUGAGUCUCUGUAAUGAAUGGAAAUGAAUGGAUCAGGAAUCCAGGCGGAGGGAGGGAGAAUGAGGGGGGAAAGACAGAAAGACAGGGUAAGGGCAGAAGGAAGCACUGUGGAACCUGGAAGGAUGUUUGGCUGGCUGGUCAGUUAGGGGUCUCAGAGCAACUGAUCCCAUUUGGAUAACUGGGGAGCAUGGCAAGCCCACCCCAUUUGCUCACCACACUGCAUAGCCCAACCUACAUGGGAGAGGGGCAUACUGUGAUGGUCUUCCCCACCGCCAGGGGGUGGGGUGGUAGUUGUGGUUGUUCUGGACCAUGCAUUUAAAAUGUAGAAUUUCGGGAAGAAAUCUGGAUUAUUUGGGAGGCUUGUAGGCUUGGCAAAUCAAGAGGUACAGUUUUUGAGUACAGCAGCCCCUUCGUGCCUCAAGAUGCAAGUAGGGAGAAGGGAUUGGUUUUGGGAAUACAGAGUGCUGAGAGUCUGGGGGUAGGGAGUGACUUUACUGCUGAAAACUGGGGCUCAUCUCUUCCUCCAAAUCUGUCUCUCUUGCUUUAGCUCCACAGCACCUGUUGCCUUCAUUAGCAGCUUUUCCUCCUCUUCCCUGCACUCCCCAGAACCAAAGAAUGUGAAGGGGGUCCAUGGAGGUGAGUGAAGCUCUGGCUUCAACCUACAAGUACCUACAACUGUAUACUCCUUCUCCUGCCUACCUCUCUCUCUCUUUGACCUCCCAUUAUUAGAAGUUAACUCCUUGGUCCUGACAUCUCGAUUCCCAUACACCCCACCCCCAACUUCCCGAGGGCUCACGUCCCCGCGCCCCGAGCGGCCACUUAGCGCCGUCGCCGCCGGCUUUCGACGGCGAGCUGGAUUUGCAGCGAUACUCCAACGGGCCAGCCGUGAGCGCAGGGUCGCCCGGGAUGGGAGCGGUGAGCUGGUCUGAGAGUCGUGCAGGCGAACGGCGCUUCCCCUGCCCUGUAUGCGGGAAGCGCUUCCGCUUCAACUCUAUCCUGGCUUUGCACCUGCGGGCGCACCCAGGCGCCCAGGCCUUCCAGUGCCCACACUGCGGCCACCGCGCGGCGCAGCGGGCUCUGCUGCGCUCGCACCUGCGCACACACCAGCCCGAGCGCCCACGUAGUCCUGCUGCACGCCUGUUGCUGGAGUUGGAAGAGCGCGCGCUACUACGCGAGGCUCGACUGGGGAGAGCCCGAAGCUCAGGGGGCAUGCAGGCCACCGCUGCCACUGAGGGCUUGGCGCGGCCCCAGGCUCCUUCAUCGUCCGCCUUCCGUUGCCCCUACUGCAAAGGCAAGUUUCGCACCUCGGCGGAGCGCGAACGCCACCUGCACAUCCUGCACAGGCCCUGGAAGUGCGGCCUGUGCAGUUUCGGCUCCAGCCAGGAGGAGGAGCUGCUGCACCACAGCCUGACGGCCCACGGGGCUCCCGAGCGCCCCCUGGCGGCCACCACCGCUGCGCCUCAGCCUCAGCCUCAGCCUCAGCCUCAGCCUCAGCCUCAGCCUCCACCCCAGCCCGAAACUAGAUCAGUCCCGGAGCCGGAGCCCGAGCCCGAACGUGAGGCAACCCCGACCCCAGCUCCUGUCGCUCCCGAGGAGCCCCCAGCACCUCCAGAGUUCCGCUGCCAAGUGUGCGGCCAGAGCUUUACACAGUCUUGGUUUCUCAAGGGCCACAUGCGUAAGCACAAGGCCUCCUUCGAUCAUGCGUGUCCGGUGUGCGGCCGCUGCUUCAAGGAGCCCUGGUUCCUUAAGAACCACAUGAAGGUGCACGCCAGCAAGCUGGGCCCACUGCGUGCCCCGGGGCCUGGCUCCGGGCCUGCCCGGGCCCCGCAGCCUCCUGACCUCGGCCUGCUGGCCUAUGAGCCGUUGGGCCCAGCGCUCCUCUUGGCCCCGGCGCCCACCCCGGCCGAGCGCCGUGAGCCCCCGAGCCUCUUGGGCUACCUGAGCCUGCGGGCUGGCGAGAGCCGGCCCAACGGCGAGGGUGCUGAGCCCGGGCCCGGCCGCAGCUUCGGAGGCUUCCGCCCGCUGUCCUCUGCUCUCCCGGCCCGGGCUCGCCGGCACCGUGCGGAGGAGCCGGAGGAAGAAGAGGAGGUGGUGGAGGCCGAGGAGGAGACCUGGGCCCGGGGCAGGUCGCUGGGCCCUCUGGCUUCCCUGCAUCCACGCCCGGGUGAGGGACCGGGGCACUCUGCCCCUUCUGCUGGGGCCCCGGCAAGAUCGACCACCACGCAGGAAGAGAAUGGGCUGUUGGUUGGAGGGACCCGGCCUGAAGGGGGCCGGGGCGCCACCGGCAAGGAUUGUCCCUUCUGCGGAAAAUCUUUCCGCUCAGCACAUCACCUCAAAGUGCAUCUGCGAGUGCACACAGGCGAGCGGCCCUACAAGUGUCCGCACUGUGACUACGCGGGCACCCAGUCCGGCUCGCUCAAGUAUCACCUACAGCGCCACCACCGGGAGCAGAGGAGCGGGGCUGGCCCCGGGCCACCCCCGGAACCACCGCCUCCUUCCCAGCGGGGUUCAGCCCCGCAAUCUGGAGCCAAGCCGUCUCCACAGCCUGCGACCUGGGUGGAGGGUGCCUCAAGCCCCCGGCCUCCUUCUAGCAGUGCUGGGCCGGGGUCCCGUCGGAAGCCCGCCAGCCCUGGGAGGACCCUGCGCAACGGGCGAGGUGGUGAGGCCGAACCCCUGGACCUGUCCUUGCGGGCAGGGCCGGGAGGCGAGGCCGGGCCGGGGGGUGCCCUCCACCGCUGCCUCUUCUGCCCUUUCGCCACUGGAGCCCCAGAGCUCAUGGCCUUGCACCUUCAAGUGCACCACAGCCGCCGGGCUAGGGGCCGCCGGCCACCCCAGGCUGACGCGUCCUCGCCCUAUGCCCGAGUACCAUCAGGAGAGACCCCUCCCAGUCCUUCGCAGGAAGGGGAGGAGGGCUCCGGGCUGUCCAGACCCGGAGAGGCAGGGCUAGGGGGGCAAGAACGGUAGUGAGCCCUCAGGGGCGAUUAGCUUAGUGAGCUUACCCCGCCGGAGCGGGGGAGCGCUAGAGGUAGUUGGGUAGAGAAGCCAGCAGGGGGCAGCGUGGGACCCAUAUCCCAGCCCCAGGCGGACCAGAGGUGGAAGGGGCGGCGGGCGUAGGAGGGUGGGCUGGCGGUACCCACCCAGCCCAAGGGAGUCACAGUGCCUUAGAAGUGGCAGAGGUGAGGGUCAAAGAACGGGGUCCCUGGGCUGGCAGAGAGGGUUUGUGUCCCUGUUGAGGAGCCACUCUGCCAGUCUUUGCUGGUCCAUAGGCGUGAGAGUUUAUUUUUGUACAAGGGGUGAGGGUGGGGAGCACUGUACCCUUCUAGCCCCAUCAGGGGCUCUGUAGACGUCGCUAUUUUUGGUACGAUUCCUGUCAUCCCUGUUGCAGAGUCGUGUCCCCAAUAAACAGGUGUCGUGAGGCACAGGGCCCUG
This is a messenger RNA of Macaca mulatta (Rhesus monkey), 6984 nucleotides long. The record is from RefSeq and is a predicted model, not a curated record. NCBI's taxonomy places the organism in Eukaryota, Metazoa, Chordata, Mammalia, Primates, Cercopithecidae.